Cloeon dipterum is the source of this 1557-nucleotide messenger RNA. RefSeq lists its product as uncharacterized. The transcript has 5 exons. The record is from RefSeq and is a predicted model, not a curated record. Lineage: Eukaryota; Metazoa; Arthropoda; Insecta; Ephemeroptera; Baetidae. Bases 154 to 1416 code for a protein of 420 amino acids.
UUGGCGCCAACUCCGUGUUGUCAACUUCAACUAACUGAACUGACAACUGUGAGAGCAAUCAGCAAGCAUUUUCCUGCAGUGUCGGCUGGUCAACAUUGGAUAUUGAGGGGAUAAAUCUUGUCAACGCCUGUCUCGGAUCUGUCAGGAACAACGAUGGUGCGAACGUCGUCUCGCGGCAAACGCAGCCGAGUGCUGGCUGACAAGACCAAUGAUAUCGACAUGCCGAGCAAAAAGAGAGUUUGCGUGUACAGUAACCUGGACGCGUCCCCGGCCAAGAAGAAGGGCAGGCGGUCCUCCAAGGCCAAUGACGUGUACCAGUUCGAGACUGAUGGCAAAGAGGAACCGCGGUCCAAAUUCAAGAAGAGUAAGAAAAAGAAGGCGACCGCGGUGAAGCGACUGCAGAAGCAGCCGGCCGUCCGGCCCAAAAAGCGGCAGCAGCCCCCAAACCGGGCCGUCUCGCACUCCAUCAAGCCGCCCCCCAGGGCACCACAGCCCAAAGUGCAGAGUACACCGGCGUUGCAGCUGCGUCCAAACUUCCCUGCCCACGUGCCUGCCGCCCUGCGGAAAGAAAGUCCAGCCUUGCCGCCCUUGCCAGCUGUGACAUCAACUCCAAUGCGUCGUGCCGAUGACACGGUCCCGUUCGUGCCCUCGACUCCUCAGCACUGUGCCGACGACACGGACCUGUUCGUGCCGCCAAGCCCGUGCGAGGAGCCGCCCCUGGACCGUCUCUUCGACGACGACGACGACUGUCCGGCGCUGCCGACUCCUCCGACGGGCCCGACGCGUUUUGAUUGGCGCGAAUUGGCCGAGGCGCGAGCCAGGGUGGUGCGCACCUCGCUGACGACGCCCCGCCAGAGCCCUUCUGUGGCCGUGGCGGAGGUGCAAGCGCCGCAGGAGGCGCAGCGGAUGCGACAGACGAGUAUACUGAGCUUUGUGUCACCGCCGUUGGGCUGCUCGACGCCCGUCCGGCCCACCACCCCCGAGCACUGCAGCAUGCUCAGUCCUGAGAAGGAGAAGGAGCCAGAGGAGCAGAGGGAGAACGUCCGGCCCACUAGACUCACCAUCAACACACUCAAACAGGUCAUUCAGGCCAACAAAGAGGCCCUCGCGCAGCAGCCACCUCCUCCGUCCCCCAAGAGACACUUCAAUAGGCCUCCACGGAAGUCGUACGAGAAGCUGUCAAAAAAGAAGGCGCUGGACUUCCUGGAGCUGGAAAGCGAGCCUGAUGUUGAAAGCGAGCCCGAGGACCUGUUUUGCAACGAGGACGAGCCUGAGUCGGAAGACGAAGAAAAGAAAAACAAGAAGAAAAAGAAGAAGAAGAGACAGAAUGCCACUUCCAAGGCAUUUGAGGAGUGGGCGAAAAGGUUCAACAAGGAGCUAGAGGUGUGCGAGGGUUUCGAUCUGGCCGUCGAAUGAGUCACGGCCGCUGUACAAACUGCAUUUAUUUUGGCAAUCUCAUUUUCAUGUUUCAUAUUAUAGUAUUUUGUGUAUGUGAAGAGUUUUGUAUAAGGAAUAAAAAAUGACCUAUGAAUCUAUAAAUAUUGGUAAACUACUCAG